This is a messenger RNA of Rana temporaria (common frog), 2893 nucleotides long. It is a transcript of the gene CD14, whose product is annotated as CD14 molecule. The transcript is spliced from 2 exons. The record is from RefSeq and is a predicted model, not a curated record. Gene Ontology annotation, biological process: lipopolysaccharide-mediated signaling pathway; positive regulation of type II interferon production; toll-like receptor 4 signaling pathway. Gene Ontology annotation, molecular function: lipopolysaccharide binding; protein binding. Gene Ontology annotation, cellular component: membrane raft; external side of plasma membrane; lipopolysaccharide receptor complex. Lineage: Eukaryota; Metazoa; Chordata; Amphibia; Anura; Ranidae. The coding region runs from base 253 to 1653 and encodes 466 amino acids.
AAAAAGUCUUCAAUGUAACACCUUUCUGCAGACUCAGAUUCUUUCCUGCAGCUCGGUUACGAAAUGGGAAUUUCUGAAAAGGAAGUCUGUCCUUUGAGUUGUUUUUGCCAUUACUCUUUUUUUCUGCUCCCAACUGAAAAACUGCAGAGAAGAAAAUGAGCUGGCUGCUGUCAGAAAUGCAGCGCAGAAACUGAAAGGAAGCACACAGCUUUGACAGCACAGCUACAUAAGUCUGAGAAAAAAUAUUCCACAAUGGAGAUCAGCCAUUCUUUUAUUGUUAUCUUUUUAUUUGCUCAGAAGAUCCCAGCUUUAGAGGCACAGUCAGUUUGCACCUACGAUCCCUCCGUUAGACAUUGUUCUUGUUUGCCUCUUAACUUCAACAACAUCCUGUCUAUCAUUUCAUGUAUUUCGGCUUCCAGCUUUGAAUUCAUUGGAGGAAACUAUGUGAAUGCAGAAUAUUUUAACACCUUCAACGUUGAACUGCUGCAGGCUCAGAAUGAGGUUCAAAGUCAGUUAACCAAGAUCAGCUUUGUAAACCUUGUUUUGUCUGAGGAUUUUUUAUUUGACUUUAUAAAAUGGUUGCAGAAGAUUCCAGUCACUUUGCUUUCAUUUGAAAACACAACUUUUGUUGGACAAUAUAACCGGACACCAGAAAAGCAACAGCCUCAUAUAUCGUCUCUGCAAUUCAUCAACGUGUCUUCACAUCCAUUAAUACAGACAGAUACUGUGUUCUAUGGUCUUGGAAACUGGAUGUCUACACUGGGAAAAUUAACAGUGUCCAAGUCCAACUUGAAAGCUUUUCCAUGUAAUAUCAGUUUGAAUUUUGAGUUCAUGUCAGAUCUAGACCUAUCGGAAAAUCUUAUUCAAGAGGAAGGUCUCUCUUCUUCUUUUUGUAGUGGUGCAUUUCCCAUUCUCAAGAUAUUAAAGCUUCAACAUAAUAAUUUAGCUAAUUUUGGAUCUGUGUGCCAAACACUAAGGAAGUACAACCUAUUGGCGCACUUAGACCUAAGUCAGAACAAUUUCUCAAGCAUGUCCAAUUUUAUUUGUGAUUGGCAGCCUUCAUUAAUUCGCUUAAAUUUGUCUUAUACUGGCCUGAAGCAUGUGGAUAUUGGUUUGCCUAAAAACUGUGAAGUUCUUGAUUUAAGCCACAACAAAAUUGAAAUGCUAAAUAUCUCACUGACAAGGCUGAGGGAGCUUUAUCUGUCCUACAAUGCAUUUACAACUAUUUCUCCCAUGGGUAAUCUCCCUUUUCUUCAGGUCCUAGCUGUUGAUGGGAAUCUUAUUGAAACCAUAAACAGAGGGCAGCUGCAACACUUUGAACAUCUAAGAAGUUUUAAAGGAGACAAUAAUCCAUAUACCUGUUCAUGUUCUUUUGUGACUGAAAUGAGAGAAAUUGCAGAAACUGAUUGGAUAGUGCAAAAGUGGCCCGAAGGAUACAUAUGUAAUUCCCCCUCUUCAAUUAAGGAUAUGUUGGUCGAUGAUGUCAAUCGAUCAUUCUUUGAGUGUCAUACGCAUCUCUUAAUAGUUUUGAUAUGCAUCAUAGUAUUAUUGUUAAGUAUAGCUAUAAUAAUUUGCUUUGUUAAGAUUCAUCGGAGUAACAAAACAAGAUCUUCACGGACAGAUAGCAGAAUUUCGAACAGUGUGCAGUUCUAAUAAGAAUGAUUCUUCUUUGAAUCUGCUGGAUUAGCCAACGGGUGCUUUCAGAGGACAUUGUUUUAAAAAAAACUGUCAGGCUGAUUUCAUUGGUGACCCAAAAUUUAAAAAAUAAAUAUUACAGCUUAUCAGUUUUUAUGCAAGGUGGCUGCAUUCAUUUUCUGCAGAUCCUGCAAAUAACCCACAUGCAGUCCCUGGUUGGCUAUGCUCACUUUUUCAUUCUGUGGAAGCAGCCAGUGCCGGAUUUAUAAGUGGGCAAAAGGGGAAAUUACCCCAGGCCUUUAUAAAAAAUGUAAUGAUUAUAAAAUUUGUUUUAUUAUUAAAAAGGUAACAAGGUGUGUGUAGGUGUCAGGAUAUGGAAUAGUUAAACCUGAUUUUAGAGGCAAAUACAUGGAUGAGGGCUUCUGGCAGAUGUUUCACAUUUCAACUUCUCAUAUUAUUUUACUAUUCGAGAUGUUUAUUUUUACAUGUGUUGCAGAAUUGAUUGCCUUGUUUACAAGAGACAAGUGGGUGUGACAAGAGCUGGGGUGGCCUGUCCAUUAGGGGCGCCGACCCCCCAUUCUCUCUUCCUCCUAUAUGUAGUGGAUAUAUUCAUGCAUAACAUGAUUCUAAUUACCGCCCCCGCUGCCACCCCCUAUUCAUGUGUCCUGCCCCUUUCGGGUCACCAGGCAUAUGAAUUAGAGCUUUGCUUCUGGAGCUCACCCAAGUGUUUCGCAACAGCGAAUGAAAGUUCGCUGUUGCAACACUGAUCCUCCUCUCCGUCAAAUGGGAAGCAGUUAUGAAACCUGUUUCCCGAUUGGCCAAAACGUCAUUCUAUUGGACGCCUAGUGCCGGGAGGAGGAGAGAGGAGACACAGUGGAAGCUGCUCCAGGAGAGGACACCAGAGCAGCUUUCCCCGAGCUCCCACUGCCCACAUCCAAGGUAAGGACAGCAGGUGGUGGUGGGGGGGGGCUGUGUUAGUGCUGCGGGGGGUUAAUGCCAUGGGGGGGUUAGUGCCAUCAGCCACCACUGGAUGAGAGGAAAGUUUGAAAUGUGCUAGGCAACAUCCCCGACAAUAAGUUAGUGAAGUUAAUGAAGUAUUCAUUUAUUGCAGUGAGAAUCACGGGAGAGAAGCUCAAUCCCCCGCUUGACCCUGAUUGGGACAAUGGGCAAAUCUGAAACUCCCUGGGGUAGAUUCAGGUACAGCUGCGCGCUCCUUACGGAGGCGCAGUGUACCCUUUUUACCCUGCGCCUACGCAAA